Messenger RNA from Hibiscus syriacus, 5106 nucleotides. Its product is annotated as serine/threonine-protein kinase Nek5-like. The record is from RefSeq and is a predicted model, not a curated record. Bases 477 to 4973 code for a protein of 1498 amino acids. Gene Ontology annotation, cellular component: cortical microtubule. Gene Ontology annotation, molecular function: protein kinase activity; ATP binding. Lineage: Eukaryota; Viridiplantae; Streptophyta; Magnoliopsida; Malvales; Malvaceae. The transcript has 15 exons. Gene Ontology annotation, biological process: microtubule-based process; protein phosphorylation.
AAGAGUACUGCUUAAAUAAAUAUAAAUUAAUUUAAUUUAAUUCAGUUUUACCUUCCGUCAGCCACUAUCCGUCUUGCUCAGUUAAGAAUCUCUCUCCAUCGCUAAAAUGAAAAAUAAAAAGAAAAUAAUUCCUGUUUUGUUUCUUGCUAGCCAACGACUGAAGAGAGAAAGCUUUAGAGAAUUCAACAGCAACGAGAAACACAGGCGGUUAGGAUCGUCAGCGAGGAUUUCUAUGGCUUUAACGAAAUGCUGAUAUUUUCAAAGCGAGUCGUUUGGUUAUUGAUGAAAUGCACUGGCAGGUUUGGUGGUGGAGCGAAGAAUCCGGCAACUCUUUCGAGAUCCGGAGAAAAAACAAACGUCUGAUAACGAAAACGAUUUUUCAAAACAAUUCUUCGCUGCUCCUUUUGUUUUGAUUUUUUUAGGGGGGGGGGAAACUAGAAAAAAGGAAAAGGAUAUCCAGUAAAGCGUUAAUAGCAAUGGAGUCGAGAAUGGAUCAUUACGAGAUCAUGGAACAGAUCGGCCGUGGAUCAUUUGGCGCUGCCAUUCUCGUUUAUCACAAAACUGAAAAGAAAAAGUAUGUUUUGAAGAAGAUCAGAUUGGCGCGGCAAACGGACCGCUGUAGGAGUUCUGCGCAUCAAGAAAUGGCACUUAUUUCGCGAAUUCAACACCCUUACGUUGUUCAAUUUAAGGAAGCCUGGGUUGAGAAAGGCUGCUAUGUUUGCAUUGUUACUGGAUACUGCGAAGGUGGAGAUAUGGAUGAAUUGAUGAAAAAAUCAAAUGGGAUCUAUUUUCCGGAGGAGAAGCUAUGCAAGUGGUUUGCGCAGCUACUUCUGGCAGUUGAAUAUCUGCAUUCAAAUUUUGUUCUGCAUCGGGACAUAAAGUGUUCCAAUAUUUUUCUUACCAAAGAUCAAGAUGUUCGCCUUGGGGAUUUUGGGCUUGCUAAAACUCUAAAGGCAGAUGAUUUGGCUUCCUCGGUGGUUGGAACUCCCAAUUACAUGUGUCCUGAACUGCUUGCAGAUAUUCCUUAUGGUUUCAAGUCUGAUAUCUGGUCUCAGGGGUGCUGUAUGUAUGAGAUGGCUGCUCGUCGCCCUGCUUUUAAAGCUUUUGACAUGGCAGGGUUGAUAAGCAAGAUAAAUCGUUCCUCUAUGGGCCCUUUGCCUUCUUGCUACUCUCCAUCAUUGAAGGCAAUUAUCAAGAGCAUGCUAAGAAAGAAUCCAGAACAUCGACCAAGUGCAUCAGAGCUUUUGAAGCAUCCUUAUUUGCAGCCAUAUGUUGAUAAGUAUAGUCCAUCAUUUAGCUGUCUUUCGAAGAACUGCUGCUCAGAUAAGCAUGUUACCACUGGUCGUGGUAAUAGGAAAAAUAUGGCCGAGAGUCAGAAUAGUAAUAGCUCAUGUAGUGAUAAAGAUAGUUUGGUUUCAAGUCACAGGAACACUGACACAAGGAUUCCAAAUAGCAAUAAUGAGGCCACUGGCACAGAUUCCAAUUCUAAGGAAGAAGAGAUUUGCCCCAUUAGUUUCUCUGGUAAAGUUGAUGAAACAGGAAGGAUGAAACCUUCUCAUGUGGAACAGGGAUCUAAUGUUCAAUCAAAGCAACCAAAAUCCAUCAAAGGCGUAGUAACGGCUUUGAAAGAAGGGAAAGUAAGAGAAAGUGGUUCCCCUAUGAGAGGCGGUCGAACAAAAGCUGCAGGUGGAUUGACUCAAAGAAAUAAUUUAGAAGCAUCACCCAAAGUUCUCAAAUUUCCUGCUCCAAUUCCAGGUUCAAAACCUAAUGCUAAUACACCAGCUGUUGCUUCAGCUAAAUUACGACCAGAUUCUGCAAAAAGGAUGCCCGGAUCACACCAUUUGAAGCACCAGUUACCUGUUAUUGAAUCCUCCCCUAAGACUAAACCUAGUCAUGAAGGGAUUCCUCCACCUGCAACUGAGAAGCCUGUUGCUGAAGACUGUCUACCUUCUAAAAACAGAACUUCCAAUGUUGCGAGAAGAUCAUCUUUUACAGUAAAGGUGAAACAUGCUGGAAGUGAUGUUUCAAAUGAGGCAAGUAACAGAACCAAGUUAGGAUCUUCAGAAGUAAACCAGGAUUGUGAGGCUAUUUCUCACCAACUGUCCAAUGGUUACUCUAAAAAGGCUUCUGGAGUGGUGAAACAAGAUGUUGAGAUAGCUCUAAGUGGAGCUACCAUGAGGUUGCAAACAGAUAGCAGCACUUCCGUCUCAUCUGCAACCUCUAUUCAAGCAUUUGAGGUUUGUGAUGAUGCAACCACCACUUUUAUUGACUUGACAGAACAGACACAGGAGCAUCGGAUGAUCACCCACAUCAAGAGCUUAGAAUCACAUCCACCAUGCAGCUCACCUGCUCUGAAAUCAGAGAUGCCUGAGGUUCUGUUGAGAGAAAGCUACAGAUACCAUCAUGAAUCUGUCAUGUUUUCAACUGAAGAAUCUGGUCCAGCUCAGAUGCAUUUCUCUUCAGUAGAUGAAAAAGUGACUCUAUGUGCCCCUUUGGACCAUCCAGACCUGAUUUCUGAAGAAAAUUUUGUUCAUAAAGAUGAGACUGCUGUAAGCAGGAUGAUUAGUAGGGAUGGUGAUCCUUUAAAUCGGACAUGUAGUAGGGAUGAUACUCCUUUAAGCCGAACAAGUAGUAGGGAUGAUGCCUCUAUGAGCAGCUCAAGCACAUGGGAUGAUGCUCCAAUAAGCAGUCCAAGUAGCAGUAAUGAUGCCUCUAUAAGCAGGUUAAGUGUUAGAGAUGGUGCCCCUGUAAGCUGGUUAAGUAUUGGGGAAAAUGCCCCUGUAAGUGGACCAACUGCUGGGGAAGAUUCCCCCUUCAUGAGCAGUUCAAGCACUUGGGAUGAUGCUUCAAUAAGCAGGCCAAGUAGCAGUAAUGAUGCUCCUAUAAGCAGGUUAAGUAUCAGAGAUAAUGCCCCUGUAAGCUGGUUAAGUAUUGGGGAAAAUGCCCCUGUAAGUGGACCAGCUGCUGGGGAAGAUUCCCCCUCCAUGAGCAGUUCAAGCACUUGGGAUGAUGCUUCAAUAAGCAGGCCAAGUAGCAGUAAUGAUGCUCCUAUAAGCAGGUUAUGUAUCAGAGAUAAUGCCCCUGUAAGCUGGUUAAGUAUUGGGGAAAAUGCCCCUGUAAGUGGACCAACUGCUGGGGAAUAUUCCCUCACUAGCAAGCCAAGUAGCAGUGAUGAUGCCCCUGUAACUGGGGAAGAUUGCCCCACUAUCAGAUUGGAUGAAACUGUGGCAGGCAGCCCUAGUAGUAUGCAUGAUGUGAUGCUCCAUUCAAAGUUUUCUUUGCCAGCCAGUGGUGAUGAGAAGUUCAAUGUAAUUGAACCUAUCUUAUCAGUUGCAGAAACUAUGCCUUGCAUUGCCCCAUCGAUUUCAUCUAGCCCGAAGAAUUCACAACCAGAUAGAGGAACAAAUGUACGUGGUUCAACAAUCGAAACACCAGCUAGCACUUCUUGUUCUCCAGCAUUUGAUGACAAUGCUAUGCAUGUUACAAGGCAUUGUAGAUUCUCUGUUGGCAGUGAGCAGCCAGUGAUGGAAAAAGUAGAAAUGGAUGUUCAAAAUGUGGAUGUCAGGAAACUCAUAAAUGUUGUGAGGGAUGGAUUGGAUAUAAGAAACAUGACUAGUCCAGUGACCCCUACAUCAAGUUGCUCUGAAGCAAUAAGUUCAACGCCAAAUGUUUCGGAUUAUUUAGGUGCCAAAGAAAUAGAUGGUAGGAACUCUAUUCCCUCUAGUGUUAAAGAAAUGGAUACUAGGUACUGCAUUUCCUCAUCUCCAGAACUCAUGAAUGUUAUGAGGGAUGAACUGGAUAUGAGAACCAUGACUAGUCCAGUGGCCAUUAUUUCAAGUUGCUCUGAAGCCUUAAGCUCAAGACCAAAUGUUUCGGAUUAUUCUGGUGUCGAAGAAUUGGAUGUUAGGAACUCCAUUCCCUCUGGUGUUAAAGAAAUGGAUGUUAGGAACUCUGUUUCUGUAUCUCCAAAACGCGUAAAUGUCACGAGGGAUGAACUGGUUAUGAGAAACACGACCAGUCCUGUGACCAGUGCAUCAAAUUUCUCUGGAGCUUUAAGUUCAACACCAAAUGUCUCGGAUUUCUCUGGUGUCAAAGAAAUGGAUAUUGUGAACUCCAUUUCUUCAUCUCCAGAACCCAUGAAAGUUGUGAGGUGUGAACUGGAUAUGAGAAAUUUGACUAGACCAGUGACUGUUAUAUCAAGUUUCUCCGAAGCUUCAAGUUCAACACCAAAUGUUUUGGAUUAUUCUGGUGUCAAAGAAGUGGACAAUAGGAACUCCGUUCCCUCUGGUAUUCAACAAAUGGAUAUUGUGAAGUACAUUUCCUCAUCUCCAGAACCCUUGAAUGUUGCGAGGUAUGAAUUGGAAAUGAGAAACAUGACUAGUCCAGUGACCCUUGCAUCAAAUUGCUCUGAAGCUUCAAGUUCAACACCAAACAUUUCAGAUUAUUCUGGUCUGAAAGAAAUGGAUGUUAGGAACCCAAUGCCCUCCGUUGUUAAAGAAAGGAAUACUGGGAACACCAUUUCCUCGUCGUCAAAACCCAUUGAUGUUGUGAGAGAUGAAUUCAAUAUGAGAACCACGACUAGUCCAGUGACCGUUGCAACAAGCUGCUCUGAAGCUUUAAGUUCAACACCAAACGUUUCAGAUAAUCCUGGUGUUAAAGAAGCGGAUGUUAGGAACUCCACUUCCUCAUCUCUAAAAUCCGAGCCACCGGAGCCUGUGAAGCCCAACACUACUGUGACAGAAGAGGUGAAACAAGCAAGGGAAACUUUGGAUGUCAAUUCUUACAGGCAAAGGGCAGAGGCACUCGAAGGGCUUCUUGAAUUGUCUGCCGAGUUACUGCAACAAAACAGAUUGCAAGAGCUGUCCAUCGUUUUGAAGCCUUUCGGUAAACAUAUGGUGUCCCCAAGGGAGACGGCUAUCUGGUUAUCCAGAAGUAUGAAAGGAAUGAUGACCGAGGACUGUGGCCGGAAUUGAAAUUACCAAUUGUUUGUCCAAACAAUAUGCUAUAGAUCACACUUCAAUACGUUGGCUCUCAUCAUCUCAAGUUACAAUGGAUGGGUUCAGAAUAAACCCUUAAAUAAUCCAAAUCAGAAUUUUUUUUGACUAA